CUCAUCUACAAAGUUGGGAAACGCCGAGUAUCGUUGCUCGCUUUCGCUCUGAUUUUGCACGUCUUUCAGCAUCCUGAACAGCUGGGAUUAGCCAUUAGCCUAGAUUGAACCACGGCUAACUUGUCAACCUACUUGCUGUGAUCGGGAGUGCGACAUUCUUCCAUUCUUACAAUGUUUUCUUCCCCACCUGACAGUGCUCCGAAGUUUGGUGGGCCCUCAAGGCGCCCUCAUACCAAGCCCCGAAAGGGAUGCUGGAUGUGCCGGCGGAGACGUAUUCGGUGCGAUGAGACAAUUCUUCAGUGUCGCAACUGUACAAAACAUCAAGUCCGAUACAAUAAUAUGGAAAUUCCACUCCCAACGGUGCGAGCGCCAUGGGAGAAACAGACAUCUUCGGAAGCACAUGCUGUAGUUGCUGAAGCUCAAGGGUCCUCCGGUAAAGACCGUGAUUUACUCUCAAUCUGGCUUUCUUUGCGACCAAGGAUUCGAUUUAGGUCAGGGAGUACGGAAAGAGAUCAAGGGGCAGACUGCAGUUGUGCUGGGCGGUUUGACACCCCAGGAAUGAUAGCAGAAUCCAGCGGUAUUAGAGCUACUACGGGCUUGUUAACACCCACAAACGUAGCCGGGCUUACAAUAUCGACGCUUGUGGUACCAGUAGCAGCAGUUGAUCCGAGUGGACCCGCUGGGCAAAUUUCAUUGCCCAUUCCGAGGGUUGCCAUUGGGGCGUGCAUUGGCAUUGUCCUGAUUGCAGGUGGGAGAGCUUCUGGGGCAGCAAGGUCGCUUUUGGGGCCAGCUAUGGGGGUCGGCAGCAUCCUGUUCGUCAUGUUGCGGAAUGAUCCUGCUGUUAAGCCAGAAGCAGCGUGGGUGGUAUUUGGGGCGUGGUCCGCCGCCACGCUAGCUUAUCUCGCCAUGCAGUGUUCGCGCCUUGUGCAUGCCAACUGGUAUAUCCUCGUAGCGUCAGUGGUGACCGGCAUUUGCAUGGUGAUCAUUGCCUCUGCCCAGAGGUCCUCGAUCCAGGGUGGUUUGGUGACGGCUAUUCCACCCUGCGUCGCCUUUGCAUCAUAUGCGGCCACAUUCCCAUUUCGAGAGCGGUUUCAGAGGUCAGAGGAUAGUGUCAAUGUGUGAGGUAUGACUCUACGCCUAUGAGGGUGAAUGCCGGCUAGGUUAGCGAGGUGAGGCAUGACGACUUCCCUUGGGUGGCCCAAUUUCCAACAACGGUUUCAUAUUAGGCGCAACUACAUAAAGCUGCAUGCUAUACUGCAACUGCAAUACGAUAUACUUAUUCUG
Molecule: messenger RNA, 1284 nt
Organism: Lindgomyces ingoldianus
Lineage: Eukaryota; Fungi; Ascomycota; Dothideomycetes; Pleosporales; Lindgomycetaceae
Exons: 4
Coding region: 172-1122 (316 amino acids)
Biological process (GO): regulation of transcription by RNA polymerase II
Molecular function (GO): zinc ion binding; DNA-binding transcription factor activity, RNA polymerase II-specific
Source: RefSeq, a predicted model, not a curated record